This is a messenger RNA of Plutella xylostella (diamondback moth), 1828 nucleotides long. RefSeq names its product alkaline phosphatase. Gene Ontology annotation, biological process: dephosphorylation. The record is from RefSeq and is a predicted model, not a curated record. Lineage: Eukaryota; Metazoa; Arthropoda; Insecta; Lepidoptera; Plutellidae. Gene Ontology annotation, molecular function: alkaline phosphatase activity.
UGGCACAAACAUUAAAAAUAAUUAUAAUUAUUUAAACUACUCGAAUGUAAAUAAAAAAUACCCUCGUUAUAAGAGUACUUACAAUGGGAACUGAAUAAGUUUGGUACUAAUUAAAUAAAAAAAUCAUUAUUUAUUUUUCAAAAAUGGAAUGGAAUGUGAAAGUAUGUUUUUUAAAUUAUUUAGUCUCAGCCAGUGUUUUAUGUGUGUAUUCCAGAAAUAUAGUGAUGAAUCAUAGAGUGGGACAUAAAACUCUCCACAACCCACAAGAAGACCCGUGGAAGUUCUUCGAGAAUGUUCCAGAGGCCUCAGCGCCGCGGCUGCAGGUGGCGCGGGCAGCCAGGGUCCCCGGGCCACCAGCGAGCCCCAGGAAGGUCUUUGAUGAGAGGAACAGUGACCACUGGAGGAUGCAGGCGCAGUGGGUGCUUAAAUUGAAGGUAGCAGCCCCCCUCAACACAAGGGUGGCCAAGAACGUGAUCCUGUUUCUCGGAGACGGCAUGAGCGUGGCGACCCUGGCGGCCACCAGGACCUACCUCGGCAACCGCCACGGGUACAGCGGGGAGGAGCUGAAGCUCAGCUUCGAGGCAUUCCCUUACACGGGGCUGGCUAAGACAUACUGCGUGGACAACAACGUGGCGGACUCGGCGUGCAGUGGGACGGCCUACCUCAGCGGGGUGAAGGCCAACAGCGGCACGGUGGGGCUCAGCGGGGCGGUGAGGAAGGGGGACUGCGAGGCACAGAGGACAGGGAAGCAUUCUGUGACGGGAGUUAUAGACUGGGCGCAGAGAGUUGGAAAGGCUACUGGCGUAGUGACAACCACGAGGGUCACACACGCGACGCCGGCAGCUGCGUACGCGCACUCGGCCGACCGCCGCUGGGAGUCCGACGCUGACGUGCCGGCGGGUGUACACUGUGAGGACAUCGCCUCGCAACUGGUGCGAGGGAGCGUUGGCAGCAAGAUUGAUGUUGUACUAGGGGGUGGAAGAAGGAACUUUUACCCAGAUACAGAGAAAGACACCGAUGGUGUUUCAGGACACAGGAAGGACAAAAAGAACCUAAUCAAGGAGUGGAUGAAGAAAAAAGAAAGUCUUGGAGCAAAGCCUAAAUAUGUUCAUGACAAAAAGGGGUUGAUGAAACUAAAUGAGACACAGUUCAAUAGUGUUUUAGGUCUGUUUUCCUCUGAGCACAUGCCUUAUCAUUUGGAAGCGAAUGAAGACGUUUAUCCAACGCUUACAGAAAUGACUUUGAAGGCAAUAGACGUUUUGAAGAAGAAGAAAGAAGGGUUUUUCUUAUUUGUUGAAGGAGGCAGAAUCGACACAGCCCACCAUGAGACUAAAGCCAGGAAAGCCUUGGACGAAACAGCAGAACUGGCGAAGGCUGUGGAAGCUGCUAUGAAGGAGGUGGACCCUGAAGACACCCUGAUAGUGGUCACAUCUGACCACAGUCACACGAUGACCUACAAUGGGUACAGCAAAAGAGGCUCCGACAUACUUGGAUUUGUAAAUAAGCAAAACGCUUCAGACAGCCUUCCGUACACGACGCUGAGCUACGCGACCGGCCCCGGAUACAAGACCAAUGACAACAAUUACCUCCGACACAACCUGCUUGAUGAUGACCUGAGCAGCGCAAACUACACCUACCCCUCCCUAUUUCCCCUCGGCCGGGAGACCCAUGGUGGAGAAGACGUGGCAGUGUUCGCGCGAGGGCCGUGGGCGCAUCUGUUCACGGGGAACUAUGAACAGAAUUACUUGCCUCACGCCCUCGCCUUUGCGGCGUGUAUAGGAGAUGGGUUCACGGCGUGCAACUUGCAGUAUAGUUUUUAACCAGUGAA